AUGCCCCGCUUUAAUCGACGGGAGCAGCUCCCGCUCCAUAUCAAGCGCGCUAUUUGCGCGCACCAUGUCGACAACCCCCGCCUGCGUCAUGUUGACCUGGCGAGGUGGUGCUACACGCAGUACGGAUUGCGCCCGGAUCGCUCCACUGUCGGCCGCAUAUUGAAGCUCGCCGAGCGAUGGGCUGCCACGGCAACCGGCGACAACCAAGUGCGCCGUCGAGGUGGCGCAUGGCCUGAGCUGGAGCAGGCCAUGGCGCGGUGGAUCGCAAACGCAGGGCCCGCUGGCGUGCCUCUGACGCUGCAGACCAUCCGCGACCAUGUCGCGACGAUGUCCCGGAACAUGGGCAUUCCGCCCUCAUUCCGCUGCUCCAUCGGCUGGGUGCGCCGUGCUUUGAGGCGCCAGGGAGUGAGGUGCCGUGCAGCACAAGGCGAGGCGGCUAGCGCGGACAUGGCCGCCGUGCGCCACGCACGUGAGAAGCUGCCGCAACUCCUCACGCAUCUCGGUGUCACCCCGCGGGACACUUUCAACCUCGAUGAGACGGCGCUCUGGCUGUCAGUCCUCCCUCGGCGCACUUACAGCAACGGCCGCAUUCCCGGCCGCAAAGUAUUGAAGGAGCGGCUCACUGUGGCAUUCCUCGUGAAUGCUGACGGGAGCCACGUAUUCCGACCGCUCGUGAUCAGUAAGGCGAAGCGGCCGCAUGACUUCCGCCCGGAUUAUGACCCUGAAUCCCUUUGCUACUGGCGGCACAACGCGAAAGGCUGGAUGACCUCGCCAGUACACGACGAUGAGCCCUCCCCCGCCGUCUACCCCGACAUCGAGCUCGACGACGACAUCGACGAUGUCGGGACGCUUAUUAGCGGGCUCGCCCUCGGGAAUGCGGCGAUGACGGCCGCAGAGUACGUCGCCAUCGACGACGACGAGCCAACCUGCGCCGAGGGCGCUGCGGGACAGCCCACGACUGAGCCGGAGGCGGGCCUAGAGGUGGAGCUCUGGCACGCGCCGACGACCAUGCAAGCCGUCGACGACGACGCCGACCUAGUGUGCCGCGAAGCGCGGCGCACUGCACGGGCGGCAUGCGAGAUGCUCAUCGGAUAUGCACAGGCCACCCGCAUCACGCCGCGCGAUCUGUGCCAUCUGUUCGAUAUCCGCAACCCCAUCGUAAUCGCGCGGAUGGAGCGGGCGAGCCCGUCAUUCAAUCUCAACGUGGCGCCUCAGCCCGUACCCUCCCCGGGCGCAACUCCCACACCCGAGACCCCUCGUCCGCGCGGCCGUGUGCUGCCCGGCUGGAUGACCCGUCCGUCUCGCCGUCAGGAGUUGUUUGACGCCGGUGUGGGCGCCGUGAUGGACGGGUAUGUGGACGCGGCUGAGUGGAUGCGUCUGUGA
Closterium sp. NIES-65 is the source of this 1383-nucleotide messenger RNA. NCBI's taxonomy places the organism in Eukaryota, Viridiplantae, Streptophyta, Zygnematophyceae, Desmidiales, Closteriaceae. The record is from the annotation of a GenBank genome assembly.